Messenger RNA from Dovyalis caffra, 726 nucleotides. The record is from the annotation of a GenBank genome assembly. Lineage: Eukaryota; Viridiplantae; Streptophyta; Magnoliopsida; Malpighiales; Salicaceae.
AUGCCCGCAAAAACCUCCUCCUUACCGUACACCUCUCUACCUUCCCACCGGGAUUUCUAUCCCCAAAACGUCAUCGUUCUCUCCUACUACCAUCCCCGAAACCAUUUCAUCAACCGCUGCCUCCUCUUCACAACCGCAUUCUUCCUCCUCUCCGCCACCGUCUACUUCCUCUACCCUUCCGACCCCGCAAUCCAGCUCUCCAGAAUUAGACUCAACCACAUCCGAGUCAAAUCAUCCCCUGAGCUCACUCUGGACGUCUCUUUCUCUCUGGCAAUUAAAGUUCGAAACAGAGAUUUCUUCUCUUUGGAUUAUGAUUCUCUUGGAGUUUCGGUUGGGUAUAGAGGGAGAGAGCUAGGGUUUGUGAAUUCAAAGGGAGGGAAAAUCAGAGCGAGAAGAUCUUCGUAUGUGAACGCAACGCUUGAUUUAAAUGGACUUGAGGUUAUACAUGAUGUUUUUUACUUGAUACAGGAUUUGGCUAGAGGUGUUAUUCCUUUCGAUACUGAGACUCAGGUCAAAGGAGACCUCGGCCUCUUGUUUUUCAAAAUUCCCAUCAAAGGAAGAGUAUCAUGUCAAGUGUUUGUGAAUACAAAUAAUCAGACAAUUGAGCAUCAAGAUUGUUAUCCUGAGAAUAUGCUGAUUAUUACAGCAGCUAGUCAUAUUGGGGAGAAUGGGUAUCUGCUCUCUGAAUGCUAUGAGAAACAAAUUAAGAUGGUCUACUGUGCAUGA